GCUCACUGCCGCCGUGGUUUGUGUUCGCUAUAAAACGCACCUUCUUGAGAGGCUUGCCUGGUCAAGUGUUUUGUCCAGCAGGUGGGCUGGCUGGCUGGCUGACCUGCGCACAACCGGAUCGCAUCACCAACCAUCUCCCACCGCACGGGAACAACAGCGCCCGUGAUAAACUCAGAGAGAGAGAGAGAUCCGCGUCAAGAGAAAGGGGGACGCAGUGCAGAAGGAUGACUGAGCCAAGCAGGUCCAGCGCUGACACGGAGUCCCAAGAUGACGAUGUAGGCGUGCACGUGGGCGCCGCGGAGGAAGGCCGCGUCCCUUCUCCACCAGCCGCUCCAAGCAGCCUGGGCAGCUCAGGCACCUCAAGCUCCAUCGUGCAGCCCCUCGUGCAGUCGAAGGCCGGCGUGGUCUUCUCGUCCCUCUAUGCCAUCAACUUGAUCAUGUUCGGCGCCACCUUUAAGUUUGCCGAGAUCCUGAAUCCCAACCAUUCCGUGACCCAUGCCGAAAUGUACAUCUUUCUGAGCAUCAUCGUGACCAUUUCCAUCCUGUACAUGGUUGGCUUUGUGCUCCACAUGCGCCGUGUUGACACAAGCAGCAUUCCGAUGGACCACCACGCUGGAGCCAAGUGGUUAAAAGGUGGCCUGGCCUUAUUUGCGCUGGCAACGGUCAUUCUGGAUGCGUUCCGCAUUGGGUACUACACUGGCAUGACACACUGCGAGUCUGUGGCCUUGGCCAUAUUCCCCGUCCUACAAGCCAUAUUCAGCAUCAUUUUGGUGUUACUACUUUGGGUUUAUGGAAAAUACUGUGUCCGAGAAUGGCAGACUCUGGAAAGACUUGGCAUGAUGCACACUUUAGCAACGAGUAUUUUAAUAUGGUUUAACACCGUUAUUGAAGAAUCUAUAAAAGUUAUCAAGGAGAUAGAUCAUGCAACUGAAGUGCUACCUUCAAAUGUAACAUACAACGAAACGGGAUGCACAUGUGAGAUGAACUUCUGCCAGAUGUUCUAUGACAGCGUGCUAUUUCUGGAUCCUUUCAACAUUGAAUUCAGCCUCUUUUCCUCUGCCAUGCUGUACGUGAUGUGGAAGAACGUGGGUCGGACAGACGCUCACAGUGUGUGUGAACCACACGUAAAGCCCAAGAUGCGAAUGGACAAUGUGCUGUUGGGACCCAUCUUUGGAAUAGUUGUUUUGGCAUCAACGCUUGUUGUUCUGGUCACAGUUGAAGUGCAAGUCAGGACUCCUGCAACUAAAGGACAGGCACUCUCAAUGUAUUACCUAUAUGGCGUAGUAAUUUACUCAUCUAUGGCAAUCUGUGCUGUUGCAGGAUUAGUAAUAUACAAGUUAGGAAACAGUGGUUUGAGGAAUGAUAAAAAUGUAGUGAGAAACCUCGAUGUCCUCCUGCUCAUUGGCUCAUCAAUUGGACUUUUUACUUCUGCCUACUUCUCCGUCAUUGCCGCAGGGUUUAGCUUGAAUCCUGAAACGAAUUUCCCUGCAUUGGUAAUGGCAGCUGCAUUGUGCAAAAUCGUUGAACUCAUUUCUCAGAAUCUCUUUAUAAUCGAAGGGCUUCACCGUAUUCCGAGGACCGUGUUGGUGCACGACCAGAGAAGCAGCCCCACUCAGCGCAUAUCUAUAGAGGCUGACAACGGGGCAUUUGAAAGUGACAGUCCGUCAGUGUUCACGCCAGUUUCUCAGCGCAAGCUCCAUCUGAAUGCACCCAAUUUCAGAGCAGCGCAAGACGCAGAGAUAUUCAGCAAUACACUGCCAUCCACACCAAAAUGUUUGAACAAUUUUGAUGGCAUCGGCGAUGCAUUUGAGGUGGGAAACUCUUCUCGGGAAGCAACAGAGAUAGCAAUUUCCCCCAUGUCACAGCACAGACUGCAGUUUCAAAUGAGCGAAGAUUUAAAUGACGUCGUGAGCAACUCUUUAAAAGAAAGGAGUGAAUGUGUUACCCAAGCAGAGAGCAUUGGCAGCUUGACAACAGACAGCUCCAACAGGUCUUCAAGAACUGCAAGGCCACCGUUGGAUGCCAAAACAUACAUAAUUAAAAACUUCACCAUCUAUUUGUUGCUAUGCAACAUGUCGCUGUGGAUCAUAACAGCCUUCGGUGAACGGCUGCACCUCAUUAAUAAUAUAGGGGACCAGUUUUAUGGAUUCUCAGCGUGGGUAGUCGCCAUUAAUUUUUCCAUCCCGCUUGGAGUCUUCUAUCGCAUGCAUUCAGUGGCCAGCCUCUUUGAGGUGUUCUGCACCACUUAAGAGGGCCCCAGGUGCCUCGAAGCACAGCUGCAAGCCGUGCUCCCCAGUACGCCACACGUGAUUAUGCAAACAUCUCCAGAGAUUUUGCACACGCAGGAUUUUAGGAGCUUAUAUAUUUUGUGUAUAUGAGAGUAUUAUACCCUCGCAGGGUGAUGCGUAUGGGCAUUUAAAGCAGAAUGUGGGGCCCUGCCAAGCAUGUGUCAUGGGUUUAUAACAUUUUGGUGCAUAUUCUGUGAUAUUGUAAUACAGUAGAAUAUGAAUACGCACACACCCUAAAACUAAACUAUUUUAUUUACCAGGUAAAGCCCACUGAGCUAUGAGCUCUUUUUCAGAAGCGACCUAGCCACAAAUAAUAACUCACCUAAGUAGCUUAUCUUGUGGAAAUGUAUAGCAGCCAAAUACUCUAAAUGCGUGUUUCUAAAUGUGGAGAAAAAAAACGGAGGACCCGGAGAAACAUCCACGCGACCAUGGGGAGAACAUGCAAAUAUACAGGCCUCGGGGUCGGGAUCGAACCUACGACCUCCUGCAUACCAGGCGACGGAGAUAACAUCUUGGCACCACGGCCAGGUGUGCUUAUAUCCCGAGUGUGAUUUAACAGAAGUUAAAAAAAAUUAACCCGUAAAAACAAAGUUUUUCACUAUAAAUCCUUUAUAUGCGUGGCGGCUAGAGUCCUCUCGUCCUCUGGCUUGAGAUGGCUGCCACUUAUGAGUCAGAUGAUUGCCUGCCACCAUUAAGCAAUUGGUAAUUAAAAAUAAAAAAAAUCAUAAAAAGUAUAAAAUUUUGCACAUUUUUUUUUACGAAAAUUAAUUGUCACGCACAACGAGUCUGUGUGCAAAAUGUCAGCUCGAUUGGAUCACGGGAAGUGGGUUAAAAAACGACCGAAAGAUUUGCACGGUCGUAAGCAAGCAAGCACGCAAGCAAGCAAGCGAACUUAAUAUAAAGGAUUUAAUGAAAGUGAUUUCCAGCUCAACAAUGUGGUGGUGCUCGUCUCCUGUUUGCAGCCUUGAGCUAGUGGUGCAAAUUCCACAUUCCUUUGGUGGGGGGGGGGGGGGGGAGGGACCAACACUGUUAACUUUCCCAAAAAGUGAUAGUUAUUGUAUUGGCCACAGAGGGAUGAUGGGUUGAGUCAACUCCUCAGUCAGGAUAUGAAAUGCGCCAACUUCCGAUUGUGAUCUGCUCACUUUACCACCUGAGUUACCUGGCCGGUUUGCCUCUCCUCCCCACCCACCAUGAGUGUAUUAUAAGCAUGUGUUGCUUAUAAUAGAACUGUGCUUAUAUACAGUGUGUUUAUGUCCAGCUAUUAAUGUCAUGUCAUUGGCAUAUACAACAUGCUAAACCCUUCUCUUGCAUAGAAAUAUGUUUUGAAAAUAAAUACUGUAUAUACGUCAUGAAUACACUCAAAUAAAUAAAAAAUGUUUUUAUUAUAGUCAAAUUAUUGACCAAACAUUUUAAAUGUUAGAAUUUUGUAAGUGUGUGUGGGGUAAUUUUUGCAUUUAAAACGGUGGUAGUUAUGGGGAUUGUAAGGUGGUAAAUGUUAUCAUAAAAUAAUUGUAAAUAUUAAAUAUUGUACAUUUCUAUACUGGCUUCUCUAAAAGCAAAAUAUACCAAAGGGCUACUAACAAUUGCAUAUCCUCAUAUUUAAAAUAUAUUGUUUACUAUAUUUACAUUCAGAAUGUGAAUUUUUUUUUAAUUAAAUGAAUUGAAUAAGUGACAUCUUCGAAGGACACUUAUACUGUAAUUGAAUUAUAGUCGUCAUGGUAAUGGACUAAUGGUUCACUGAUGACAGAUUUACACAAUUUAGAAGUGAACACCAUGUUCCUUAUCAAAUGAAGAAAAUUAUGCUGGUUCAUUUGACAACGCUGGGUGUAUUUACACUCUGGAUGUUUCGUGUAUUUACUUUGGUUGAAUUUUGAGUAAUAGACGUGCAUUUAAAUGCCAA
Molecule: messenger RNA, 4188 nt
Organism: Lethenteron reissneri (Far Eastern brook lamprey)
Lineage: Eukaryota; Metazoa; Chordata; Hyperoartia; Petromyzontiformes; Petromyzontidae
Product: proton channel OTOP2-like
Biological process (GO): proton transmembrane transport
Cellular component (GO): membrane
Molecular function (GO): proton channel activity
Source: RefSeq, a predicted model, not a curated record